Alosa sapidissima (American shad) is the source of this 705-nucleotide messenger RNA. RefSeq names its product peptidylprolyl isomerase (cyclophilin)-like 1 (gene ppil1). The coding region runs from base 124 to 621 and encodes 165 amino acids. The record is from RefSeq and is a predicted model, not a curated record. NCBI's taxonomy places the organism in Eukaryota, Metazoa, Chordata, Actinopteri, Clupeiformes, Clupeidae. Gene Ontology annotation, molecular function: peptidyl-prolyl cis-trans isomerase activity. Gene Ontology annotation, biological process: protein folding; protein peptidyl-prolyl isomerization. The transcript has 5 exons. Gene Ontology annotation, cellular component: catalytic step 2 spliceosome.
CAGUAGAUUGCUAUUCUUAGCAUUUGCUACGUGACAACAGGAAGUGUGCUGUCGAUGCGGUAAAUGUGAAUUCAACAUUUCUCUGACAUUUCUUUAUCCUUCGCAAAUAUAGUCGUUUUUGAAAUGGCAGGACUACCACCAGAUUCAUGGCAGCCUCCUACAGUUUCAUUGGAGACAACAAUGGGAACUAUUGUGGUUGAACUUUACUGGAAGCAUGCUCCGAAAACUUGCAAGAACUUUGCAGAGCUGAGUAGAAGAGGAUAUUACAACACUACAAAGUUCCAUCGCAUCAUCAAAGAUUUCAUGGUCCAAGGUGGAGAUCCAACUGGAACAGGUCGUGGAGGUGCAUCAAUAUAUGGUAAACAGUUUGAAGAUGAAUUGCACCCAGAGUUGAAAUUCACAGCUGGUAUCCUGGCCAUGGCAAAUGCAGGUCCUGACACCAACGGCAGCCAGUUUUUCCUGACGCUGGGUCCAACUCAGUGGCUGGACGGGAAGCACACCAUUUUCGGCCGUGUGUGCCAAGGCAUGGGAGUUGUCAAUAGGAUUGGUAUGGUGGAAACCAACUCACAAGAUCGACCUGUAGAUGACAUCAAAAUACUGAGGAUGACUCUGCCGAACUGACUAAAACAAACCUCAAAUAUUUUUUUAAUUUUUGUGUUCAUAAUCAAGGCAAGUUUGUAAUAAAAAACAUCUGUGAAACUUUUA